AUGUCUGGUGGACCCGCUGAUACACCAGGGCUGCAACCAGUAUCUUAUGAAGCGGAAGAGCACAAACUCGACCAUUUUACCACCGAAGACGAGGCCAUAGCGCUUAUUCCACUAAUCGAGCACGAUACAUUUCGGCACCUUCGCCAGCAAUUUGUGGUUCCCAUGGAGGGUGUCAAUGUAUCCGGAAGCACUUUUUUCUCUUGGCACAAGCGAAAAGUCCGCACGAACUUUAUAAGCUCACCUUCAGCGCAGCAGGCGCCAUCUGACGGUGAUAACAUAUGA
Plasmopara halstedii is the source of this 282-nucleotide messenger RNA. RefSeq lists its product as uncharacterized. The transcript has 3 exons. The coding region runs from base 1 to 282 and encodes 93 amino acids. The record is from RefSeq and is a predicted model, not a curated record. NCBI's taxonomy places the organism in Eukaryota, Oomycota, Peronosporomycetes, Peronosporales, Peronosporaceae.